Leptosia nina is the source of this 507-nucleotide messenger RNA. The record is from the annotation of a GenBank genome assembly. NCBI's taxonomy places the organism in Eukaryota, Metazoa, Arthropoda, Insecta, Lepidoptera, Pieridae.
AUGGAUUCUGAUACAGUGAACGAAGAAGUACAAGUUAACCUGCCUGAACCACCAGACGAAGAAACAGAAAUAAAAUUGAGGCCUCUAGACCGAAUAAAGCUUCACCCUAAAGUUCCAAUUGAACCUUCAGCUUAUGGAAAGGGGAAGAAUUUUAGUCGACCCUGGAUAUUACAGGAUGGUCGAGAAGUACCAGGAGCAGGGAGUGAGAUGCGUCAAAGUUUCUGCGUACUCAAGAAACCACCUAAAACAGAAGGAAUUCGAAAACGCAUGUUAAAGGAUUUUUUCUGGGAGCAAAUGUUGGAAGAAGUAAUUGAAGAAAUAGCUACUUCUCAGCCAGUGGCCGAUUACUGUACGGAAUACGAAUCACAUUUCAUUAAAGACGAGUUUGAACCGCGGAAUCUUGAAGUCACUGCCGAUAAGAAUGGUGAAAUUCUAGAGAAAUUCCGAAGAUGCCAAUACUUUACAAAGCCAAUGGAAGAAAGAUUGGAUAAUGGCUGGGUUUUGUAA